CUGAGGAACUCACGCCGUCCCGUCCGUCUAACGCAGUCUGUAGAUGACAGAGGCGAGAGAAGGCCAGGAGUCGGAUCGAUGGAACCUGCUGCUGCUUUCCACUCAGUCUGGAGGAACCAGGGAGGCCCGUCCGUUUGUUCGUUGCUUGUAUCAAUUGUUGUGAAAGAUGUCCAAGUUGAGAGGCCGAAGUCCGGAACGUUCACGAUGUUCUUCUGUCGAGAGCAGGGGUAUUGGGAUCUGUGGAGAUUGAUUUGUUGUUUUCUGAUGCUUGCCCUCUGCAAUUUGCCAUUUGCCAUAUGCCCUUUUCUUUUUUCCUUUCCUUUUCUUUUCUUCUUUUCUUUUUAUAAUUUAUUUUUAAGGGGAAUUUUUCUCCUCUGUGUGUGUAUGUUUUCUUUUCUUCCCUUUUCCUUUCGCUUUGACUUCGUGAAAUUUUAAUCUUUUUCUUUUGUUGUAAUCCUGUGUUUGUUUCUUUUUUUUCGUUAAAUAUCAUCCUAGGAGACCGAGGAAGAAUUUUGGUUGCGAGCGUCCUGUGAUGAGCCUUUUUAAUCAGUAGAAAGAAACCAUGGAUAGGAAUGCGUAAAGAAAACCAUACUCACUGGAGGUUUCUGGUUGCUACUACAUGCCGACUCAACUUCACAUUGAAGGGUAGCCCAUGACGGCUGGG
Molecule: messenger RNA, 664 nt
Organism: Aspergillus piperis CBS 112811
Lineage: Eukaryota; Fungi; Ascomycota; Eurotiomycetes; Eurotiales; Aspergillaceae
Exons: 1
Coding region: 79-435 (118 amino acids)
Source: RefSeq, a predicted model, not a curated record